GGGGAGUGCAAACAAAAAUUUAUGUCUUACGAGCUAACGGAGACUUCUGGGAGGCUGUUGUAUCACAGUGCAAAAUGGAAGGCUGACGUGGAUGCGUAUGUGGUCCGCACUAAUUACCAUGAAUAUGCCAUCGUGGUCAUGAUAAAGCAGAAGCAGGGUGGCAACAAGACCACCACACUGAAGCUCUACGGUCGCAGCCCGGACCUGCGUCCUAGCCUUGUGGAAGAGUUUACCCAGCUGGCCAAAGAGCAAGGACUGAACGACGAUGCCAUCAUCAUUCUGAAGAAGACACAGGAAUGUGUUCCUGGAAAGCCAGCCCAGUUGCCAGAAAUUCAGAGAAUGAAAAGAAACGUUGUCCUGCCUUCACCUGAGGAAGGUUCUGGAGGCGCAGACACACCCAUGUUUAUAAACGCAGACUCCUGCAUGAGCCCACCAGACGGAGGCCCGUGUUUCGCCAUGUUUACGCGCUAUUUCUACAACUCCACUGUCAUGGCCUGCCAGGAGUUCAUCUUUGGCGGUUGCCUAGGCAACCAGAAUAACUUCUUGACUGAAAAGGCUUGCCUUCAGACAUGCCGCACUGAAGCGGCCUGCAGGCUGCCUAUUACCCCUGGGAAGUGCAAUGGCCAGGAAGAGCUCUGGGCCUUUGAUUCCGUAAGCGGAAAGUGUGUCUCCUUCAAAUAUGGCGGCUGUAAGGGAAAUGGCAACAAGUUCUACAGCCAGAGGGAGUGUGAGGAGUACUGUGGCGUGAUGAAGGACGGAGAUGAGGAACUGAUGAAGGUCAACUGAAAGUCAGCUAAAUGACUGGACAGCAGAACAAAUCAACCAACCAGCAAACACAGUGGUUUGGCAAUAAUGGAGUCAUGAUUAAACUAUACAGUAUAAUAUGGAAACAGAGUAUUACCAUUCUUUAUCCUUCCUGCUUAUUUUAUUAGUGACUCUGAAGCUCUUUUCUGAAGUGAAACGUUACAUUAAUGGUGCAACAACAUUCAACAGACCUUCUGUCUUUCAGAAGUUGAAAUUUCUUUUCCAAAAAGUAAAAAUUUAGACCAAUAUUUUGUUUCAGUCAAGCAGCUAAGUACUCUGUGACUGUGUCUCUUUAU
Molecule: messenger RNA, 1100 nt
Organism: Paramormyrops kingsleyae
Lineage: Eukaryota; Metazoa; Chordata; Actinopteri; Osteoglossiformes; Mormyridae
Source: RefSeq, a predicted model, not a curated record